Molecule: messenger RNA, 2222 nt
Organism: Musca domestica (house fly)
Lineage: Eukaryota; Metazoa; Arthropoda; Insecta; Diptera; Muscidae
Exons: 2
Coding region: 300-2087 (595 amino acids)
Biological process (GO): G protein-coupled receptor signaling pathway
Source: RefSeq, a predicted model, not a curated record
UAGUAGAGUGGGAACAUGGCAUUACUUAAUACAUUUUAUCGAUUUUUUCGUAAUCGACUUCAAGUUUAGCUCAUUAAUCGAAACUCAGGUUUUAUUUACGAAUAUUGAACAAAAGGAAUACUGGAAAAAAGUACUUAACAAAAUGGCUGAUAAUACUUGAAAUUCUUUCCAAGUACUUGAAGCACAGCUGGAGUAUUCGCUGAUCCAUAACAACACGCACAAGAACAAUGAAUUUGUUCUGAGAAUCGAAGGCCACGGAUAGCAGCCAUAGGUGUCACAAAUAGCUGAUAAAUUCUAAAAUGCAAACAUUUAAUGGAGCAGAUGAAGAACCUGUAAUUAAAUACGAACAUUGUGACGAUGUUUAUGGUGUGGAGCAUAGCAACGACAAUAUACAAACCAUGAAUCCUAAUUACUACAAUAAUCAAUUACAACAUUCAGUCAAUCAACAGUCUUCCCAUCACCAAACGCCUGGUCAGCGUUCACAUCAAUCGACCGCCACUAUAGCGGCUGCAAUGAAACGAACUUUUGAUCAAAUGCAACAGCAGCAGCAACAACAAAACGGCAGUAGUUCACAAAGUGGAAAUUACAACAAUGCCAAUAAUAUUAACCCAUAUUUUUCGGCACAUUCCUCCUCGUAUGGUGGGAGUGGGAUGACGGUUCAUGGUCCAUCGGAUUUUGAUAUGUUUAAUCAACAAUUAACUAACAGAGUGGACAAUCUUUAUAGAUCUAAUGCCCAGUCCGAAGGGAAACCUACGAAGAAAUAUAGACGUGGAGAGUCUAGUAUACUGUUUAGUCCACCAUUUUUCAAAUUGUUGGAUGGAUUUGCAUCACCCAAUCACAAGGAUGCCAUUGCUGCACGUUGUUACGCCUGUGGCAAAGUUGUACGUGGCAAUAAAAGUAUUUCCUCCAAUUUUAUAAAGCACAUGAAACGUGGCCAUCCUGAGAUUAAUAAAAUCUAUGACAGCUAUAAAAUGUAUCGCAUUAAGACUGGUGUGCUGCCGAAUAUAAGUCAAAUUAUUGCCGGUUGCAAAAUGGAUAGUGGAAAAUUUGAUAAAGACGAUAGUUCGGGAAUUGUUUGUGAUUCCAAUGACGAUGACAAUGGCUCGCAAUAUAUUGAUGCAUCAGUUGUAUUGGACUCAUCGGAAAUGGGAGAUGGAGAGAAUGAAGCCGAAAAUGAUGCGGAUGCUACAGAGGAUAAUAAGAAUUCUGAGAAUUCUGAAAAUGAUGAUGAAUUUACAAAUGCAAAAUCGAUUGAGGGGAGAGAUUGUAAUUCGGAAAAUUCACAUUAUAGGAGUAGAGAAACAGAGGAGAAUCCCAACCAUUUAGAGGAUGUUAUUAAUAAAAUUGUUGAAGAAAAACUAAAAGAUUUUGUGAGACAAACAGAUCUGGAUAAAUUUCAAAAAACCUCUUCAGAUUCGGCCUCCUUAGAAGAGCUUAAAAGAGAGGUGGAGAACUUGAAAAAAGAAUGUUCAACCUUAAGACUGGCCGUUCAGCAGUCCCAGGCCAGCAAAAGACAACUACAGACUGAAUUGCAAAGUGUGGACAAAUUGUUGCAUCAACGCAAACUAAUUAUACGAAAUCUUAAAUUAGACAACGAACUUGUGCCACAAAAAUCUGUUCAAACAUUCCUGGCCAAAAAAUUAGGUUUGGAAGACAUUAACAUUGUCAAUUGUACCAUUAUACCAUCAUCGAAACCAUCUUUAGAUACAAAGAAAAAAUGCGUUUUGAUUGAAUUACAAAAUCAUUUGGAUGCGAAAAAUAUUCUUCGCCAAAUUCCUAAACUAAAAGAUACUGGAAUAUUUAUUGAACCGGAAAUUUCACCAUUACAACGUAAGCGAAAAGACAAAUUAAUGAUAAUACGCAAAGAAUUGCUGCGUCGCAAGGUCGAUCUAAAAGUAAUGGUGCGCAACACAACAUUGGUCGUCGAGGGCCAACAAUUUUAUUGGGAUGACAUCGAGGGUCUGUGCCAUGACGCCAACAAAGAGGCUUUGGAGCUGAAUGCCAUUGAAUACCUAAAGAAACUGACCACCCUCGAUUUGAAGGAAUUCAUUGACAUUAUACAAAACUAUGAUGUACAAGUUAGAUAAGAAAAUAGAUUGUAAGAGUUGAGUGUAAAUAAUUUUAACAGUAUUUUUUCUGAAUGAUUAUUUGUUAAGACUUUUAAAGUAUUUUUGUACCCGUUAAACUACAUAUAAAAUAUAUGUUUUAAAAUUAUUAAUUUU